UCCUGAGGCUCGGGGACACCUUGGAGAGUUGGAAGGGAAUAUCAUGCUCCAGAGCUGAGUGAAUACCUCGUUGGUGUCCAAUCUUGACAAUUUUUACACUCGAUGUGUUGACUCCUACUUUACUAUUUGCAGUUCUUCAACCUCGUCUAUUGAACGGACUUCAAGUCCCAGCCGAAAUGCUAUACGUUGCAACUUCUCAACACCAGAGCUGAUCUAUCAACAUACAUUGUGAAUCUCGCCGUAUAACAAACGCCUCGGAAGCUCCAAAGCUCGUUUGGGAAGCUCCAGGCAGUAUCUUACGCCAUGCGAGCUUCAGCCUCUUCGCUGGGUGCAAGAGCUCUCUUUGCGCUCGGCGCUUUUCGACACUUUGGCGCUCUCGCGAGUCCAAGCAUUAAUGUCGCUCUUCGAGCUUCGUUCAACCCUGCGCCAUAUCUGGUAGAGCUACUCGAGACCGCCGCAGAAGAGAACGCGACCGCAUACUAUCCGAUCCUCGACCGAGUAUCGCAAGGCUAUUUUAACGAGAAAGCCACAGAGCUAGAGCUGUAUACCGCAUUUGUAGAUCUAUUACACAGCGAUGGCCACAUCACCGAGCCCGAAGCCCUCGCCUCUUUCGAAUUCGCGCUAUCAGUUCGAUCGGCCGCGCCGCGAAUUGAAGCACAUUACCAGUUCUACAAGACCUCUGUGGAGCCCUCCUUGACUGCGAAACAAACUGAAGCAUGCGAGAUAUGGGCCUCGUUCAAUGGGAAGCAAUACUGCUCGCCACAUAUGGACGAGCCAUUUGGCGACAUUAAGAGCGAACGAACAUACGAAUUACCAUUCGACCGUAUACUCGGCAACAGCUCGGCUUUGUCUGCCAUCAUAUAUGCCGACAUUACCGCUCCGCGAUUCAAGAAAUGGCACAGGACCUUCAGCGAUACGGCCAAGGAAGGGAAGACAUCGUACCGGGUCCGACAUAAGCCUUCCUUGAAGGCAGCAGCUUCUCCACUCAUAGUGAACGGAUACGGCGUUGAACUCCAACUAAAGCGGACCGACUACAUUGUCAUUGAUGACAGGCAGGAGAAGAGCGUUGACCAGAAGCCGCUGGGUACGGGUCUUAAUGACGAUGAUGAAGUAGCGGACCUUAAGCCCCUAUCCAAGGACGAAGUCUCUGACCUUGGUCUGAAAGCUGCGAGCUUUGUGAUGAAUAGCAAGGAGCCUAUGGACACACUCCUCAAGCUGGUACAGGACUUCCCAAAGUACUCAUCGAUCAUUGCUGGCCACACCGCAUCUGAAGAGUUUCUAGAUGAACAUACCAAGAAUCGCGAACAACUUCUUCCAACAGGACACAACGCCAUUUGGAUCAAUGGCGUACAGAUCCCGGCGCGUGACGUAAACCCGUACUAUCUGCUAGCACAUUUACGACGCGAACGAAAGUUGAUCAAUGGCAUUCGAAGUCAGGGUCUUUCUGGUGCUGAGACUAUCUCUUUGUUGUCGCAUUCCGCUAUCACAGAGACCCAGACGGAAGAUGAGCCCCAACGUUAUGACUUCAGGGAUACGGCUGAGGGCGGUAACGUCAUAGUUUGGAUGAACAACAUCGAGAAGGACUCCAGAUACGAAAGCUGGCCCACAGAGCUUAGGGCUCUUCUUCAAAGGACGUACCCAGGUCAACUACCCGCUGUCCGUCGGAACAUCCACAACGCCAUUGUCUCUGUCGACUUCACAUCCGCUGAAGAUGUCUCAACUGUCCUUGAUACGAUGCUUAGUUUGGUCAAGCGUGGGAUUCCACUACAAUGGGGUCUUGUGCCUCAAACCUCUACAGCAGGUGCAUUAGAACAAGCUGCAGUUGUCUACCACCUGCAGGACGCCUAUGGUCUUUCUGCGGUGAUCAAUUACCUGCAAGCAUCAGCCGACGGUAAGAAGCUAGCGCGUCCCGACAAAGCCACCUUCGAGAUGGUUGUCAAAGGCGCCAAGCUCCGCAGCGAACGGGAAGCGCUCGCACUCGCAGAUGUACUGAAAUCAGGGGAGAUAGAAAAGCGCAUCGAUGGAGCCAAACUGUACCUGAGGCGCUUAGCCGCAGAUGGCCCGAAAGCACCAGUAUUCGUCAACGGUGUCCCGAUCGUGCGAAGUGAAGAAUGGCUCUCGACACUUAGCCAGCGAAUCGGAAUGGACCUUCACCAAAUCCAGAAAGGUGUCUUCGAAGGUGUCCUCAACGACGAAACUUGGGUGCCACAAUACUUCUUGUUCCAGGCUGCUGCUAAGCGCAAUCCGCUAAUCAUACCGGAGAACGAGAAGAACAUAACCCUUGUCAAUAUGGCGGAGUUCGAAGAGAAGCAUGGAGAGGUUUUCAAGAAGAUGCCGCGGAUCGAGGCCACUGAGUCAGCUAGCAAGAGCGACUGGGCGCAUCUUACGCUUAUUGGAAACUUUGAUUCGGAAUCUGGACUUGCUCUGCUAAAGUCGGUAGCCGACUUUCGCGCAACAAACCAGAAUAUCGAAGUCGUUCUAGUCCACAAUCCCCAAACUGGCGCGGAACAGUCCAAUGCGUCAGAAGAUAUACUGGAAGCUUACGUCAAAUCGGGUCGCAAGCUCACAAGUCAUGCCCUAUCGACCAUACUAGCCCAAACGCCAAACUUUGGGCCUACUCCAGCAAAUUCUACAAUCUUCUGGAAGGUCGCAGAACCGGUUUAUGAUGCUUUUAAUCUGAAGCCAGGUCAGCAUGGUCUUCUUGUCAAUGGCCGAUUUGUUGGCCCAAUACCGGAGGACUUAGUGUUCUCAAAAGAGGAUGUUGAGAGUCUGUUGGCAUAUGAAAACAACAAGCGCAUUCAGCCUCUAAGUAAGGCUCUGGCAGACCUGAAACUCACAGAUAAGAUUGCGUCUCCAUUCGAUGUCGCCAAGAUCCAGUCCCUGGUUGCGCUCUCCACGAUCUCUGAUGUUCCAGAAGGCAUCUUUGAAUCGGCCUCAACGUUGAGGAUAAGUACAUAUGAUAAUUGGGCCGCCGACCACACUGCUAUCAUCAAAGGUGGCCACGAGAAAGCUGUCUUCCAUAUUGUAGCCUCUAUUGACCCGGCUACGGAGUUGGCGCAGAAGUGGGUUCCGAUACUGAAGACGCUGAGCGAUAUGGCUGGUGUCCAUCUGAAGCUCUUCUUGAACCCUAAGCAGACGCUACAGGAGCUUCCAGUCAAGCGAUUCUACAGAUACAUCCUUGAUUCUCGACCUCACUUCAACUCAGACGGAUCUGUUGGCACUCUAGAGGCGCACUUCUCUGGUAUUCCCAAGGAGGCUUUGCUCAACUUGGGUAUGGACGUCCCACCCUCGUGGCUCGUUGCACCAGAAGAAUCAAUCCAUGAUCUUGACAAUAUUAAAUUGAGCUCGCUUCCUGCCGGAGGCAAUAUCGAUGCGAUAUAUGGAUUGGAAAGCAUUCUCAUCGAAGGACACUCUCGCGACACAACGAAUGGUGGUCAACCACCGCGCGGUGCUGAAGUCGUCCUAGCCACGGAAAAGGACCCUCAUUUUGCCGACACUAUUAUCAUGGCCAAUCUAGGUUACUUCCAGUUCAAAGCCAAUCCCGGCUUCUAUAAUAUUCAACUCAAGAGUGGUCGCUCACAAGAAAUCUUCACACUUGACAGUGCUGGACCGAAAGGCUGGGCCCCACAGCCAGGAGACGAGACAACCGAGAUCGCUCUCAUGAGCUUUCAAGGAGCCACAAUUUUCCCGCGCCUAUCCCGCAAACCGGGACAGGAAGAGGCGGAUGUCCUCGCAGCCGAAGAAUCGCUCGCCUCUGAGCUUGUAGGCAAAGGCACACAGAAAGUCAACAAGUUUCUCGGCAAGAUCGGGUUGAAUUUCAACAGUGAGAAAGUGAUUCAGAAAGGCGCCGAAUUACUCGCCGGAAAGUCCGUGAAGAAGGAUACACAAGCCGACAUCAAUAUAUUCUCUGUCGCAUCGGGUCACCUCUACGAACGCAUGCUUAACAUCAUGAUGCUCUCUGUCAUGAAGCACACGAAUCACACUGUUAAGUUUUGGUUCAUCGAGCAAUUUCUCUCGCCUAGCUUCAAGUCCUUCCUUCCGACCAUGGCGCAAGAAUACGGCUUCGAGUUCGAAAUGGUGACGUACAAAUGGCCGCACUGGCUACGCGGACAAACCGAGAAGCAGCGCGAAAUCUGGGGUUACAAGAUCUUGUUCCUAGAUGUUCUGUUCCCAUUGGAUCUCGAGAAGGUCAUCUUUGUGGAUGCAGAUCAGAUCGUGAGAACGGACAUGUACGAACUUGUGGAACAUGAUUUGAAGGGUGCGCCGUACGGCUUCACACCCAUGGGCGACUCGCGCACCGAGAUGGAAGGCUUCCGCUUCUGGAAAACAGGAUACUGGGCCAACUUCCUCCGCGGCCGUCCGUAUCACAUCUCUGCGCUCUACGUAGUCGACCUGCUCAAGUUCCGGCAACUCGCUGCUGGCGACCGCCUACGACAGCAAUAUCACAGCCUCUCAGCUGAUCCAAACUCCUUGUCCAAUCUAGACCAGGAUCUACCGAACAAUAUGCAGUUCAACCUCCCAAUCCAUAGUUUACCACAGGAGUGGCUAUGGUGCGAGACAUGGUGUAGUGAUGAGGAUCUUGCAAAAGCUAAGACCAUUGAUUUAUGUAACAACCCCCAGACGAAAGAGCCGAAGCUUGAUCGUGCGAGGAGGCAGGUCCCCGAGUGGAAUGUAUAUGACGAGGAGGUUGCGGCGUUGGCGAGACGGGUUAAGGGGGAGAAGAGCAAGGCCGAGGAAGUGAUUGAUGUACAGGCAGAAGAGCAGAUUAGAGAGAAGAGAGAGAAGGAUGCAGAAAGGAAGAGGGAUGAAUUGUGAGUGUGGUGACCGUGUAAAUUAGCGGGAAGUAGAGGAGCGAAAACAUUCCAGGAGUUUGGCUCGAAUUAGAAAGCAUAUGGUUUGAAGGCAAAGUGUUAAUCAUUUUGAUCUUAAAUGAGACUUGUAGACUCACAUUCAUGACCUUCACGCUCAUUGAUGUUGUGCUUUAACAUCCCGCC
Cucurbitaria berberidis CBS 394.84 is the source of this 4994-nucleotide messenger RNA. Its product is annotated as glycosyltransferase family 24 protein. The transcript is spliced from 5 exons. NCBI's taxonomy places the organism in Eukaryota, Fungi, Ascomycota, Dothideomycetes, Pleosporales, Cucurbitariaceae. Bases 304 to 4815 code for a protein of 1503 amino acids. The record is from RefSeq and is a predicted model, not a curated record. Gene Ontology annotation, molecular function: UDP-glucose:glycoprotein glucosyltransferase activity. Gene Ontology annotation, cellular component: endoplasmic reticulum.